AUGUCCACCCAAGUGCUCAUAGUGGGUGGGGGCAUUGGAGGCCUGACGCUAGCAGCCAUGUGUCGAAGGAUUGGCGUGUCUUGUCGGGUGCUAGAGCGAAGCGCUGCUCUUGAACCGGUGGGUGCCGGCAUUUCACUGGCUCCUAAUGCCCUACGGGCCCUGGACCAGAUCGGUCUGUACGACUACGUGCGCCAGGAAGGCCAGCCGGUCCGCAAGAUCCGUGUCUACCGGAAUCAGACGCAGUGGAGUGAGAUUGACUUCCAGUGGCUGGAACGUACUUUUGGCUAUCCCGUGUACUCGAUCGAACGGCAUGGCUUCCAUCGGCGACUGUAUGACGCUGCGGGGGGUUCCGAGACGGUCAUCUUGGGGGCAGAAGUUGCCAAGGUGAUCCCUCCGCAGGAGGAGGCUGAAGGGGUAUCGGUGGUCCUGAAGGAUGGGAGGCGAUACACGGGGAAUGUGCUAGUGGGUGCUGAUGGGGUGCGGUCAGUUGUGCGCCGGGCUCUCAUGGCCACCAUCAAUUCACCUCCCGGACAAAGUGGAGCAGUUGGAGAAGACGAAGAUGCAGCCGAUGUCAUUCAAUUCACGGGCCGAGUGCAUCUGUCUGGCUACACUCACCCACUCGAUCACCUUGGCCCCGCGGACGAAGGAAUCGCUCAUUGGAUGCUGUAUGAUCGCUCAAUUCUCACAACGUGGCCGUGCAGGGACCAUCGUCAGUGGUUUGUUGGGGCAGUGCCCUCUAAGCUCAAGGACCCGAAUCGCUCCGUCUGGAAACAUGCCGAUCACAACACUAUCAAUCAAGUCUAUGGUUCCGAAUAUCACCCCUUUGCCCCGGAUUUUCACUUCCGUGACGUCGUCAAACACGCGGAACGUGUCGUUGCCAGCGAUGUCUUCCAUCAGACCACCUUUCCCCCGAUGGCGGCCGGUCGCAUUGCUAUGCUGGGCGACGCCUCUCAUGCUAUGACUUCGUUCUUCGGCCAGGGCGCCUGCCAGGCCAUCGAAGACGCGACGGAGCUGGCCAGUGCGUUGGGGAUGAUCGAUGUCAGGCCCACUGACGCGGAGACGAUCCUUCAAGGCUACCGUCACAGCCGGGAGCGCCGGGGCCGCUAUUUAGUCGUAUUUUCGGAUCGAUUUGCCCUGCUCCAUACCGGACGCCUGUUGGGAAGCUGGGGUCCCUUUGUUCGGCAAAUGGUAUACACCUGGAUGCCUCUCUGGGGUUGGAAGUGGGCCUUGCAGUGGCUGUAUGGCCAUCAGCCGACUCUCGUGGAGCAGCGGAAUGAGGCCGUGAAGAAGACUGCCUGA
This is a messenger RNA of Aspergillus welwitschiae, 1299 nucleotides long. RefSeq names its product FAD-dependent oxidoreductase. Gene Ontology annotation, molecular function: monooxygenase activity; FAD binding. The record is from RefSeq and is a predicted model, not a curated record. Lineage: Eukaryota; Fungi; Ascomycota; Eurotiomycetes; Eurotiales; Aspergillaceae. The transcript is spliced from 5 exons. The coding region runs from base 1 to 1299 and encodes 432 amino acids.